Molecule: messenger RNA, 5928 nt
Organism: Diorhabda sublineata
Lineage: Eukaryota; Metazoa; Arthropoda; Insecta; Coleoptera; Chrysomelidae
Product: lachesin-like
Exons: 12
Coding region: 679-2025 (448 amino acids)
Cellular component (GO): neuron projection
Source: RefSeq, a predicted model, not a curated record
AAACAAACAUGUUAAAUUGGAAAGAUCAUAGCCUACCUUAAUUACGUCUAUAGAUUAUAACAAUUUCUUCUUGACCAAUCAGAUUUUUAGAAAUUUAUUAGUUUCAAGUAAUUAUAACAUUUGAUUUUAGUAGUGUCAAUGAGUGCAAUUAGAGUAUUAGUGUUAAUUAUUGGUUAUUAAUUUGAUUAAACUGAACGAAUUUCGUAAUAUAGCGGUGGAAGCAAUCAAAGGUAAGAUUUUCCUGAACUACAAGGACAGUGCUGUUGGGUAAACCUGAUUUUUCUAUAAACCGUUAGACUUUUAAUUCAACAAUUAAAAAUUAAUAAAUAAUUUGUAUCAACAAACCAAAAAACGAAAAAAAAAUUGUGAAAAGCUUUUAAAUAUAAAUUUUCUUCUCCAAAUUUUUAAACAAAAUCGGAUUUUAUAUUAAAAUUAGUUCCCUAUAAAUUACGGGUACUGGCUCGAAGUUGCUCUAACGUAGUGGACUUAGAGUCUGUAUUAUGGAGAUGAUCAUGUGAUGUAUGAGACCGAUGUUAGUUAUGAUUGUGUUUUAUCGAUACCGCCGGGUUUUUCGGUAACUUCGGUCGCGUUUCGAAUGUUUAUGGAGGCAAAUAGAAGUCCAGAGGCGACCAUGGAAAAGGUGAAGAUAUCCACCACGAAACGAAAAAUGUAAGAAGGAUGAUCCUUGUUAAGACUCGAGUCUUAUCUUCCCAGUUGGUGAUUGCGUGGUUGCUGCUGGUAGCUGCAUUGUGUUCAUUUCUCGAGAAUACAGCAGCUUACCAACCGGAAUUCGCCGAGCCCAUAGUCAAUAUUUCAGUUCCUCUAGGAAGAGAUGCUACAUUUCGUUGUUUGGUACAUCAUCUAGGAGGAUACAGGGUGGGAUGGGUGAAAGCGGACACUAAGGCUAUCCAAGCCAUCCACGAUCACGUCAUAACUCAUAAUCCUAGAGUCAGUGUGUCGCACAAUGAUCAUAUUACGUGGAAUCUGCAUAUAAAGAAUGUCCAAGAAGAAGAUGGUGGACAAUACAUGUGCCAGAUCAAUACGGAUCCAAUGAAAAGUCAGGUCGGGUACCUUGACGUAGCCGUACCUCCCGAUUUUAUUCCAAAAGAUACCUCCGGGGACGUUAUGGUCCCCGAAGGAGGAACUGUUAAGUUGACUUGUAGAGCCCGGGGACAUCCGGAUCCCCAUGUGCAGUGGCGGCGAGAAGACGGUCACGAUAUUGUUAUUAAGGAGCCUACAGGACUCAAAACAUCAGUAUCAUCUUAUCAAGGAGAAGUAUUGAUAUUAUGGAAAAUAUCUCGUACUGAAAUGGGCGCCUACAUGUGCAUCGCUUCAAAUGGGGUUCCUCCGACAGUUAGCAAAAGGAUUAUGGUCAAUGUUCACUUUCACCCUGUAAUCCACGUACCGAACCAACUUGUUGGGGCGCCAUUAGGCACAGACGUUACUUUGGAAUGUAAUGUCGAAGCUUAUCCGAAAUCCAUCAACUACUGGGUUCGAGAUACAGGCGAAAUGGUAAUUUCGAGUUCUAAAUUCGACGUGCAGGUAUCCAGCAAGUCCCCGUUUCACGUGAAAAUGAGUGUGAUCGUAAGAAAUCUACAAAGAGAAGACGCCGGCUCGUAUCGCUGUAUAGCCAAGAACUCCCUGGGAGAAGUCGAAAGUAAUAUUAGAUUAUACGAAAUACCAGGACCAACGAAAGGCUUCAGUUUAUCCAUCGACGAAGAAGAUUAUAACGAACAAAUCGGAUCGGCCGAAAAAGAUCAAGAAGAAGAUAAUAUAUCGAAUAACCUGGAAAAAUCCACAUCUCAACAUUCAACUGUCGAAACACCAUCCAGAGCCAACUACGUCGAUAACCAGAACGUGGCGAUUAUAGACGAGCCGAAUUCGUCCUCUUCUUCAUCAUCACGUUUUUCCGGUCGAGUUAUGGCGCGGUCAAUAGGAUAUUUCAUAUUAACGGUAGGAUUCUUUGAUGUUAUAGCUCCAGUAAUCGCGGUUCUGUUUUCCUCUAUAAUAGCGACAACGAUUUGACGAUCGACAGUUAACAAAAGGUUUUUCUAGAGACAAUAAUGUUCCUUUUUAUACAUUGUGUUUGUAACAUUUAUAUUAUUGCCGAAAGUAAUUAAUCGUAAUAGUUAUACCAUUGUCGUACUACACUCGUGAGCAAAAAAAUCGACUCGAGUUGCACGCUCGCGGCCCUAAUAACAAUCCUCGAUGCUAUAAAAUUUUUAUCAUCCCUCACCCACCGCCAGUUUCAAUAAAAACCAACUCGGUUUUUGCCUCCAUUGUAAUUUCAGACUUAUCAUCAGCGCUCUGGCUAUUUUUCGCUGAAUCUGACCUUGUCGCAAUAGGAUGCCGGCUUGAACGGCUUUAUCACACAGAACAUACCCUAAGAAGAAACCCAAACUCAGUCGCUAAUCAGUGGAAAAAACAUGGAGGAUUUUCGAUGUCAGUGCCCUCAAUGGUACGUGGCAGAACUAAAUUUGAGUCAGUUCAUAAAAAUAAUAAAAUGAAUAUUUGUGUUCAGUUUUUUUUCCAAUGCGAUUGCAGAAGUGUCGCCUGAGUCGAUUUUUUUUGCUCAAGUGUGUAUAUACAAGGUGUCACAAAAAGAUUUCGUUAUUUGUACAGUUAAUUACUUCUAGUAGUGAUUUAUACGUUUUUUGUUUGUCUUGUAUUUUAUUUUUAUCUGAUACGUGAUCAAUAAAUAUUUUAAAACAUCAAUUUUUAUCUAUUUCUGAAAUUUGAAAUCAUUUUUCACCUAGAGCAUCCCAUAAUAACUAUUUUCUCCGCAUAUACAGGGUGUUUCGCAUAAGAGCAGGAGCGUAUAGGAGAGCUCAAAAUAUAACGAUUGGGGCACAAUCUCUGAAGAGUCAUAGUGCCUCAAGGUCCAAAGACCAAAAAUUUACAACAAUGGAGAGUUUUAUUUUGAAACACUUUGUAUGCAUAUCAUUGUUCAUUGAUUGCAAUAAAAAAAGUAAAUUCAGUCACUGAAGAUGAUAAUUUGGUAAUCGAAACGCGCGUUAAACAAUGAAAUUGUGAGUGUUGGUGUAGUAUAGUGAAUUCCAACUGAAAUGAUGAAGAUUUCUACAAAUUUUUUUAAUUUGGAAGAAGCGAAACCAGAAUCCACCAAAUUACCAGAAAUUAAUCCUGACGAUUUUUUGUUUAGGAGAUUGUUGACUUUUAUAGUGCAAUGACAAAUUUAGGGUGAUUUUAACACACACAAAUCAUUGAAAAUCAUCAUUAUAAAUCUUUUAAUCAAAUUUAUUGCUUUAAAAUCCGAUACUUCAUAAUAAAUUGUUUAUUAUUUAUAUUUAUUGGUCACGUCGAUGUAUUAUGGGAAAGUGUAUGGUAAUAUAGAGGAUUGUAGUUAAGGAUACCAUAUUUGUUCGAUGCCUUAUUCAAUAGAUAGAGAAUUCAAUUAGAUUUCUAUAUUUUUUCAAAUUGAUAUUUUGUUUUAAUAUAUUGUAAAUGUUUUUGAAAAUAAUCAAUAAGUAGUUUAUUAUUUUUUUUUUGGUUUUAUUGAAAUGUCGAAUUACCACUUUCAUACAAAUUUUUUUAUACAGUCCUAGAAAAUGGUUCCACAAAUGCGAAUUAAUGGCAAAUUUCUGAUUUUUCAAAUUACUUGCAAGUGCUCGAAAUGGGUGCGGGAAAUCGCCUCCCGAGUAGGGAAGAAAAAAAUUGUCAAAAAAUAUAAAAAUCUGAAUUUUGGAAAAACUAUAAAAGUAAUAGAGAAAAACCUCAAAUCCAAGUUUAUACGAGGGUAGUCUAGAAAGUUUCGAAUGAACAAAGAAACAAGUUUCAAAAGAUCUGGUAAAUACGGUCGGUGGUGAGACGAAAAUGAAUUUUAGUUAUGGCAAUCACCAAAACAUGAGAUGGUACGUUCCCCUGAAGAAAAACAAGUUUUACAGUUUCGAAAAAAUCCUGCAAAGCAAUUCACAGAGACCUCAAUUCUACUGCAUCAUUUUGCUGCAAACCAGAAACGAACCCAGAAGCUCGCAGCACACCAGGAGCACACAGUUUCCUAGAUGAAGUCAUACGUGACAUGGCAUAAACAUGACGUCGAGGCGACGAGAUUUUGGAAUGAGACUGGUGGCAUUCUGCAUCACACCAGAAACUUGGUAAUUAUCCUCCCGUUCCUUUCAGGAACCUCAGGAUAUUAUUUGGUUCUAGCUGCCGAAGGUCUUGAUUUUCCCUUAAUUUUAGCGUGUCUUGGAACCAAUUGGAGAGUAAUUUUAUUUUUCAUAACUCAUUUAACUCGUCUAAACAUUCCAAAACCAGUUUGAAUGGCUCCUUGACUAUCGUACAAGAUGGUAAAGUAAAUAGAAGCAAAUUUAACUAUGAAAAAUUCCAAGGGCGUAAAAUUCUUUACACACAGGAUAUAAUUAAUAAUUUAAUACCGUGGGUAUUUGAAAAGACAACGCCGUACGACAGGUGUCGAGAAAUUUUUAAAAAACUUUCGUAUAUUCGAUUGUACUGAAACAGAUGUGAACGCUUCAGUAAUUAUGUAAAAAAAUAUAUAAAAACUCCCCCUCCUCGUGUACAUACUGUUACGAAAUCACUAGUUAUUGUAAAUUUUGAUUAUUCAGUUUGUAAAUAUUUAUAUUAAACAGCUUUUAAUGAAUGUACUCAAUUUGUUUUACCUGUAAUGAUUCGAUGAAAUUAUCUCGUAAAAUAAAAUCGAAAAUUUAGAUUUAGUUAACAACGAGAUAUACCCAUAAAGUAAAUUCAUUUUGAUUAUUUACGAUCCAAACAUUUACUGAAAAUAAAUAUCUCUAACAAAUAUAGGGUGUUCUAUUAAGUCUGAUUAUUAAUUAAAAUUGUUUUUCUUACAAUAUGUGUGCAACACCCUGUAUAUGUAGUUGUUUAAAUUUGGAUCGCAUAUGCAGUUUUUUCCGUAAUUUGCAAACAUUUUUAUUUUGUUUAUUAAAAAAAAAUUGCAAUAUAUUCUCAAUGAUUUAUAUAGAGCGUUUCAAUAAAAAUUAUACACACUGUAUAAAAAUCUGAAUACGCCACUUUCAUUUAAAAAAAAAUAAUUAUAUAAAGUAGGGUGACCGCUCUCCCAAUUGUUUCCAAAUGUGCGUGAAUGUUUGAAUUAUUUUAAACACAUCAAUCCAUUGGGAUAAUAUUUACACAAAUUUUCCACCGUUUCUUUGAUUGUUUUCUAUUUGAGGAUUAAGUUUCUGAAAAGCUCAGAAAUUAGAUAAGAAAAGAGAAAGAAGACUCAGAAAUUUUGAUGAAAAAAAAAAGUUCAACAGAACUGGAAACCCUGAGUACAGUCAAGGGAGACUUUUUUUCAAUUUUAGUCCGAGCCUGGCACUAAGACAAGUUGGAUCUUACACCACAAUAACACUCCGGUGAAUUGUACAAGAAUUUUUGACAUCCCAAAUCUCCUAAAAUGGUGUCAAAUCUCGAGAAAACUCACUUACUUUUAAUCAGAGAAAAGCAUGUUAAUUUUGCGUUUUCGAUGUUGCCUAAUCCAUUUAUCGACCUCCCAGAAGUCGAAACUUAAUUUGUUGUUUUUUUUUACAAUUGAUUUUCAAAAUAAAAUCGCAUUUUGUACAAAAAUAUCUUUUUCCGAGUCAUCGUACAAUUAACAGACCAUAAUCUAACUUAUAGGUCCGCUCCUCGAUCUGUUGUACGUCUUUUCCUUCUUUAUCUAUCUCCCAUUCUCCCAAAAAUUGUUACCCCAAUAAAAAAAUUUUUUCAAAUUUAUAAAUCCAUUUCAAAAAGUCGUUCAACUUGAGACUUCGAUAAAUGGAUUCCACGAAUUAGCAACGAUAAACUAAUGUGUAUUAUCAGUUAUUUAUAUACAGGGUGGAUAAUUUUCAUGAAUAUUUAUUAUAUUGUUUUUAAUUUGAGUUGAAAAUACAUGUAAUUUUAUUUGUUUAUAAUAAUAAAUGUUUUGACUGAAAUAAUAAUUAUUUAUUGUUAAAA